AUGAGAGUAACCAAGAUGAGCCCAUGGAGGAGGCUGAGCCACAAGAAGAGGAGGAUGAGCUCCCCAUGUACCAAGAGCACUACAAUGCUCUCUUCUCCAUGGACUUUGUGGAAACCAAAAUACCCACAUGAUGACACAAUGAGGGCUCUUGGAAUCUUUGAGGAUGUGGAGUUAGUCCUUAAGAACAUGCGCUUGGCCAAGUUCUUCUCUCAUCGCAUGGAGUCAUACAAGGAGCUCACUUGUGAGUUUGGCAUCGAUGAGGUACCACAAGUAUGA
Microthlaspi erraticum is the source of this 276-nucleotide messenger RNA. The record is from the annotation of a GenBank genome assembly. NCBI's taxonomy places the organism in Eukaryota, Viridiplantae, Streptophyta, Magnoliopsida, Brassicales, Brassicaceae.